Messenger RNA from Mauremys mutica (yellowpond turtle), 1572 nucleotides. RefSeq names its product synaptotagmin 10 (gene SYT10). Gene Ontology annotation, molecular function: clathrin binding; calcium-dependent phospholipid binding; syntaxin binding. Lineage: Eukaryota; Metazoa; Chordata; Testudines; Geoemydidae. Bases 1 to 1572 code for a protein of 523 amino acids. The record is from RefSeq and is a predicted model, not a curated record. Gene Ontology annotation, biological process: regulation of dopamine secretion; regulation of calcium ion-dependent exocytosis; cellular response to calcium ion. Gene Ontology annotation, cellular component: membrane. The transcript has 7 exons.
AUGAGUUUCCACAAGGAAGAUGGUGUGGGGAGCCUGUGUCACAAGGCGCUGCAGAUCAUCUCCGAGCUGUGCCUGGGGGGCCAGGUGGAGCGGGAGAAAUGUUCAGGCAUCUUCUUCCCCUUGGAGACCACCAAGCAAGGUAUAGGCAGCACAGACAUCUCAGUCAGUCUGCUAGCAGUAGUCGUCAGCUUCUGUGGGCUUGCCUUGCUGGUAGUCUCGCUAUUUGUCUUUUGGAAGUUGUGUUGGCCAUGCUGGAGAAGCAAACCUCUUAUUUCUAAUACCAGUAAUAUCCCUCAAAGCACCUGUAGUGCUCCUGCUGAGGUUUUCGAAACCAACGAGAAAAAGGAAAUUAAAGAAAAUGGGAAACCUUCAGUGAAGGUACUUGAGGCUGCAAUGAAAAUUAGCCACACUUCACCUGAUAUUCCAGCCGAAGUCCAGAAUGCAUUGAAAGAACAUCUAAUUAAACAUGCACGCAUGCAGAGACAGAUCACUGAGCCUGCAUCCUCAUCAAGGCAUAAUUCUUUCAGGAGGCACUUGCCAAGGCAGAUGCAAGUGUCCAGUGUUGAUUUUAACAUGGGGACAGAUCCGAUUUUACAACGGGGUGAAACAACAACCAGCAUUGGGCGAAUAAAACCAGAACUCUAUAAACAGAAGUCUGUUGAUUCGGAAGAUAAGCAAGAAGAUGUGAAAAUCUGUGGGAAACUUAACUUUACUCUCCGGUAUGAUUAUGAAAAUGAACUCCUUGUUGUUACCAUUGUCAAAGCCUUAGAUCUACCCGCUAAAGACUUCACAGGAACCUCAGAUCCGUACGUUAAGAUUUACCUUCUCCCAGACAGGAAAAAGAAGUUUCAGACACGGGUUCACAGAAAGACUUUAAAUCCUGUCUUUGAUGAAACCUUUCAGUUUCCUGUAGCCUAUGAUCAGCUCAGCAACAGGAAAUUGCAUUUCAGUGUAUAUGAUUUUGACAGAUUUUCUAGACAUGACAUGAUUGGGGAAGUUAUUCUUGAUAACUUUUUUGAAGUCUCUGAUCUCUCCAGGGAAGCCACUGUGUGGAAAGACAUCCACUGUGCCACCACAGAAAGCAUAGAUUUGGGUGAAAUCAUGUUUUCCCUUUGCUAUUUACCUACUGCCGGGCGAAUGACAUUAACAGUAAUCAAAUGUAGAAAUCUCAAAGCCAUGGAUGUAACUGGCGCUUCAGAUCCGUAUGUCAAAGUCUCAUUGAUGUGUGAGGGUCGAAGGCUGAAAAAGCGGAAAACAACUACAAAGAAAAACACACUUAACCCAGUUUAUAAUGAGGCCAUCAUCUUUGAUAUCCCUCCAGAGAAUGUGGACCAGGUCAGCCUCUCCAUUGCUGUGAUGGACUACGAUCGAGUAGGACACAAUGAGGUGAUCGGGGUGUGUAGGACAGGACUUGAUGCUGAAGGACUUGGAAGAGAUCACUGGAAUGAAAUGCUGGCUUACCCCCGUAAACCUAUUACUCACUGGCAUCCAUUGGUAGAGUUACCUGGCCAGGCAACCAGUUUUGAUAGCCAGGGGUCUUGUUCAUCACCAAAACCACCACCUACACCCUAG